This is a messenger RNA of Closterium sp. Naga37s-1, 1082 nucleotides long. Lineage: Eukaryota; Viridiplantae; Streptophyta; Zygnematophyceae; Desmidiales; Closteriaceae. The record is from the annotation of a GenBank genome assembly.
AUGGGCUGUAGCGCCUCUCAGAUCGACGGCGCGCGUGCAGGCGCCAAUACGAUGCCGUCAGGCCAUUUGUUGUCCGUUAAUUCGGUGGCGGGGAUGAUUUGUCCGCUCCUCCUCCCUCGCCGCUCCUCCUCCCUCGCCGCUCCUCUUCGCUCACCUCCUCCUCAUCCUUCCAUGCAUUCUCCCUUCAUCCCCUUUCGACGUCUCCGAUUCCAUUCCAUCACACAAGCGCCCACUUCCCAUCGCGCUCGCCUUCAUUCCCUCCUCGCUCCUCCUCCCCUUCUACCUCCUCCUCCCCCCACAAACAGUCUCACCGUAACGCCCCAAGCCGCGCCCACCGUCCCCUGCCCCCCUCCUUCCCUCAACCGCCCCAUCCUCACCGCCCUGCUGCUCCCCCUCCCUCGCCGUGCCUUCUCGUCCGCCCGCCAGUCGUGCCAGGCAAGCGUCCCUGCCAGGCAAGCCUCCCUGCCAGGCAAGCCUCCCUGCCAGGCAAGCCUCCCUGCCAGGCAAGCCUCCCUGCCAGGCAAGCCUCCCUGCCAGGCAAGCCUCCCUGCCAGGCAAGCCUCCCUGCCAGGCAAGCCUCCCUGCCAUGCAAGCCUCCCUGCCAGGCAAGCCUCCCUGCCAGGCAAGCCUCCCUGCCAGGCAAGCCUCCCUGCCAGGCAAGCCUCCCUGCCAGGCAAGCCUCCCUGCCAGGCAAGCCUCCCUGCCAUGCAAGCCUCCCUGCCAGGCAAGCCUCCCUGCCAGGCAAGCCUCCCUGCCAGGCAAGCCUCCCUGCCAGGCAAGCCUCCCUGCCAGGCAAGCCUCCCUGCCAGGCAAGCGUCCCUGCCAGGCAAGCCUCCCUGCCAGGCAAGCCUCCCUGCCAGGCAAGCCUCCCUGCCAGGCAAGCCUCCCUGCCACGCCACGCGCACCUGCUCCACCCCUCCACCCCACACCCCUCCCCCUCCCCCAUUUCCCAUUGCUGCCAUUCUCACAAGUGCUUGUGAUCUGGCCUCCUGCUCCCUCCCCCGCUCCCGUUCCCUGUUGCGCACCCACCUUCCUUUCCCCUCCCAGCGCCACCUGCCAGUGCGUGUGAUAUCAGUCGGCAG